GAUGUGUCGUACGUCGAAAGCAGUCCCCAGAUCGAGAUCAGGCGCGUCAUUCUCCGCGGUAAGGAUCCCCGCGAUGCGGGAGAAUCCGAAUUUAGAGUCCUGACUCGAGUCUGUCACUUGAUCGCGCACGCAGGCAGGCGACGCCAUGGGCUGAUCGCGGAUCUCGGAAUGCGAAAGCAUCGUCGCGCGUGGCUGUUCGCCGCCCUCCUUCUCCUUGUUCUCGGAUGUUGCGAGGCUCAGGAUGCAGACCUCUGCGCAAAUCUUGGAGCGACGUGCAGCUGCCGUUCGCAGUCUAUAACGUGCACGUCGGCUCCGGACGCCUUACAUGCUCUCCAGGAGCUACAGGUCUCUCGGCGGGCUCUCGACGCCUUUUCAUGUCCCCAUUGCGAUCUGCUCGGUUUCAUGAAGCUAGACGUGGAGGCCGUCGACGUCAACGUAUCAGCCAACAGUAUUAAGCGCAUCGAGUCGGGAUCCGAACGCGUUCAGAAUUUAGACGUGUCACACAAUCGAUUGACAUCAGUCGACUUCGUCCGGAACUUCAUAAAUCUCCGUCGGUUGUUUGCGUCAAACAAUCAAAUCCACGAGCUGUCGCGCCUCCGACUCGAGAGUCUCGUCAUUCUUGAUCUCAGCGUCAACGAAAUCAGAGAAGUCUCCUCCGAUGCUUUCUCGGAUCUCCAAAACCUCGCGGUUCUCAAGCUCGACAAGAACCGCCUGGUGCACUUGAGAUACGAGUGGUUCUUGCAUCUCAUCAAUCUCCGUGAGCUGAGCCUCUCGUCGAACCAACUAGUCGAACUCAACAAUCUUUUGUUCAGGCCGACGACUCGACUGCACUCCAUCGACCUGUCGCACAAUCGCAUCUCACACGUCGGCAUGUUGAGUUUCCAGAACCUGAAGUCCUUAGCUCACCUCAACCUGUCCUUCAACGACAUCACCGCCCUGCCGGGUGAGUUCUGCAAGUCUUUCGACUCUCUGGAAACGCUCGACGUUUCCGGCAAUCCCCUCGAGUCGCUCGCGAAUUUCCGAUCGUUGCCGGCGAAGAACGUCUCCUUGAUCGCUAGGAGGCUGACUUCAAUGAAAUCCAUUUCGCUCAACGACACGAUCGGCCUCGAAGGAGUAACUGUGUUGGACCUAUCGGAGGGCGAACUAGAAACCAUCGAAGCCCACGCUCUCGACCGGUUGACCCGACUCCGAAGCCUCGACCUGAGUCAAUGCUCAUUGAGUUCGCUGCCGAAAGGACUCUUCUUGCCUCUGGUAGCGCUCAAGAAAAUCAAUCUGCAAGGCAACUCAUGGCGCUGCGACUGUGGUCUCAAGUGGCUCCUCUUCUUCUUCUUCCAUCGAAGUCAACUCCAGCUGGAGGGUCCGGGCUCGACUUUCUGUUCGACUGGGGCUCCGUCCGGGAGCUUUGUUAAUCUGGCGAGGCGGGAGCGCCUCCUCGACUUCCUCGAUCGUCGGCUACAAUGCGAGAACGCGACCGUGGUCAACUUCACCAAGACGGCACACUUUCGGUUGGGAUCCACCGCAACGCUCUUCUGCGACGUCAUCGGCACGCCGACGCCGACGCUCGAGUGGCACACGAAAAAAAUCGGUACCGUCGAGACGUGCGGCAACAGCUGCUUCAGGGGCGGAGCCUGCAGCGGUUGCCAUCUCGCGCUUUGGACGUGCCGCAGACAGGAGAAAGCAUGCGAUAACGACCAGUGUCGACGCUCCGCUCAGGAUUGUGCGCGUUCUGCGGAUCUCGAGCAGGUGGACGGCCGAUGCUGCUCGCCUGUGCAUUUGCGCAAGGCCAUAGACGUGUGCUUCACCCCGGCCGAAGCGGAUGCCGCGCAGUGCCUGCAAGAGGUGGGAACGAUAUCCGGUGCGAAUUUUUCCUCGCACCACCUGGAGAAGUGCGUCGAAGAUAAGGUGCAAUGCGCAAUCAAGUGUCGUGAGCAGAUGUGCCGCGAGGAGAUUCGCGAAAAAUGCAUCGAGCCCGCAACGAGCUGCGCCCUGGAUCUGUUUGCGCACGACACUUUUGAAACGAGCGAUAGUUUCAACGAAUGCCAGAGCCGGAUUUGUACCAAGAGGAACAAACUGUACAUAUCAGACGUGUCUCGAGGAGACUCUGGGUACUACAUGUGCCGAACGUCGAACCUGCUGCAAACUCAGCAAGUAGCCGUACAUCUGACACUGGAUUACGACUUCAUGCUCGAUGUCAGAAACUACUCGAUAUUGACCGGUUUCGUAGUCGCUAUCCUUUUCACGCUUGCCACUCUAAUAGGAGUGGGGGUGGAGAAAAUUCUACAGCGUUUUGAUCUGAAAUGCCCCUGCGAUGCGGACGGUCCAGUUCGGAGACAAAAUGUUGUCAAGAUAUUAGAGCAGAUCGAAGGCUACCGACGACAAAACCUCGAACGGCUGCGAGAAAACUACAACUGGCAGGUCGCUAGAAUCAAGGAGAACUGCAUUCUCCAGAUGGAUAGAGUGAAGGACUCUUACAUAGCUGAACAGACGGGGAAGAUAAAAUGUUAUGGAUCAUCACAAAUUUGGGCGAUCAAGGACAACUACAUAGGACAGGUUCAGCGCGUACGAGAUUACGGCAACUGUCAAAUGGAUUGGCUCCGAGAAAAUUACGUUUUCCAACGGAAUAGAAUCCAUAAAUACUCGAAACAUCAGCUGAUCCGACUGCGGGAGAACUACAAGCUCCAGCAGAAACAUUUGAACAAAAUUCUCGAGACUUUACCAAAUCUUGAGUCGUGCAGAAAGGGCUUCUACAGCGAAACCGACCUCACAGAGCUAAACUUCACCGCUAUGCUCGUACCCCCACCCCCUCCGCCGGAAAGUGUCCUGGAGUUCCCCACGUUCGAUGAAUUCUCCCUGCCUGACAUACAGUCAGGCUUCGGGAGCCAAACAGGAACGAUGCACACUCCCGACGACGGCAGCGUAGUCUCCGCGCAAAGCGAUUGGAAGUCACGGAAGGCCUACCCGACCAUCGAACAAGUCAUCCAGGAAAGGCUCCUGCCCAUCGCAAACGACGCGGCCCUGCGACAAUCAGACAGUGACAAAAAAAUGCGUGGUCACCGCCGGAGCUACUCGGCUCCGAUAACAGACUUCCGAGCCUCUCCGCUGAACGCGUACAGCCAUCCUCCGCCAUUGGCAGAAGUCCGCCACACGGAAGAUCAACUUUCUCCGGAGAAAUUGUCGCCAUGUGAGAACACGGACUCCAGGACAGAAGACUCUCUCAGCACAGCUAAAACAUCCGAUGUCCUAGUCGACAUCGAGCCAGAGAGCCCCGAGACUGACCUUCAAGCACCAACCCCGCUCCCCAAACAGACUGAUCUGUAGUUGAAGAAUGAUACUUCAGUUCGCUUCGCCUUCUUCGUUCAGGGUUUUUAGGAUUUUUUUUCAACUCUUUCCGAUUUCGUGAUGAUGUAUAUAUAGAAUAGGAUCUGACCAAGAAAUAAGGAGAACAGCU
Molecule: messenger RNA, 3448 nt
Organism: Galendromus occidentalis (western predatory mite)
Lineage: Eukaryota; Metazoa; Arthropoda; Arachnida; Mesostigmata; Phytoseiidae
Exons: 8
Molecular function (GO): protein binding
Source: RefSeq, a predicted model, not a curated record